Molecule: messenger RNA, 442 nt
Organism: Phalaenopsis equestris
Lineage: Eukaryota; Viridiplantae; Streptophyta; Magnoliopsida; Asparagales; Orchidaceae
Product: putative glutaredoxin-C14
Exons: 1
Coding region: 27-338 (103 amino acids)
Source: RefSeq, a predicted model, not a curated record
UCUUUCUGAAACUAAAACAAGUGGCAAUGGAGGAGGUGAAGAGUUUGGUGUCCAAAAGGCCAGUGGUGAUCUUCAGCCUGAGCUCAUGCUGCAUGAGUUACACGGUGAAGAGUCUGUUCUUUGAUCUGGGCGUUAACGUCGACGUACAUGAGCUGGACGAGGAGGCUCAGGGGAAGGAAAUGGGAAGCGCACUGGCGGGCCUCAUUGGACGAAAUCCCCCAGUUCCAGUGGUGUUUAUCGGAGGGAGAUUGAUAGGAUCUACAGAUAAAGUCAUGUCUCUGCAUCUUGGCGGCAAGCUGGUAAAGCUUCUCAAGGAUGCAGGGGCUCUCUGGCUCUAGCGUAAUGGAACUUAUGUUUUAGAUAUGUUGAGAGAUUGGAAGGCCUUUUGAUGUGCGACAUAAAUAAGGAUACAUUCCACAUGCACUAUGAAUGUUUGCUUUUA